Messenger RNA from Amaranthus tricolor (Joseph's coat), 1618 nucleotides. RefSeq names its product protein SENSITIVE TO PROTON RHIZOTOXICITY 2-like. The coding region runs from base 141 to 1316 and encodes 391 amino acids. Gene Ontology annotation, biological process: response to acidic pH; response to aluminum ion. The record is from RefSeq and is a predicted model, not a curated record. Lineage: Eukaryota; Viridiplantae; Streptophyta; Magnoliopsida; Caryophyllales; Amaranthaceae. The transcript has a single exon.
UGUAAACAUACAUGGAUUGUAUAUAUACAACUAUACAUUAUACGUUUGCUAAGCUUUUACUCUCAAUGCUCUAUCAACAACACCAAACACACAACAAGAUUCUAAAAACACCCUAAAGAACCAUCCUAACUUAGGUGCACAUGAUUCCAGGAUCAGGCCCAUGUUUUCCUAGCACGUCCGACCCAGAUGACUUACCGAACCAUACCGAUUUAUACCAUGAUGUAAUCGAAGCUAGCUUCGAUGGCGCAGUUCUUGGGUCGGACACACAGUUCCGAUCCUUACUGUGCAGUCUUACUGUUCUGAAGCAGAAAGUACAUGAAGUUGAAUCAUUGAUUGGUUUGUUUUUGUCUCAUGACACCCAUCAACAAGGUCAACCCUUUGCAAACAUCAGCUCAUUAAUACAAGAAAUUGUGGUGAAUGCUUCUUCUAUGAUGUUCAAUUGUCAACAAAUGACAAUUGGGUCAUCACAAACAGGUCAUAACAAUAGACAUGUGCAGGCUCAGUCUGAAACUAAUCCAAACCAAUUUGUGUCUUGUGGGGUUAGUAAGAUCACUGCUGAUAAUACCCAUCAAGGGUUUUUAGAUGGAGAUCAUAAUCUGUUUAAUUGGUAUAAUAAUGAUAGUUACAAUAGUAGUUACGUGAACAACAUUGUGAGAGCAGAGAGUUGUUCGAGAUCGACUGUAACGACUACAGCACCCAACUCAAAGGCCCGAGUGAAAAGAUUGUCGACAGCAUUGAUGAGCGAGCCAUACGAUCUUGUUGAGCCUGACGCGGCAGAUCUGCUAGCAAAGUACACCCAUUACUGUCAAGUAUGCGGUAAAGGAUUCAAACGAGAUGCCAAUCUAAGGAUGCAUAUGCGCGCGCAUGGGGAUGAGUACAAGUCUAAUGCAGCGCUUACAAAUCCGUUAAAAAAGGAGGUCACGAACGAGGAGAAUAACGAGAUUAAACCCCCGAGGAAGUACUCAUGUCCACAACAGGGGUGCAGAUGGAAUAAGAAUCAUGUGAAGUUUCAACCGUUAAAGUCGAUAAUUUGUGUGAAAAAUCAUUAUAAGAGAAGUCAUUGUCCAAAGAUGUAUGUUUGUAAGAGAUGUAACAGGAAGAAUUUUUCGGUGUUGUCGGAUUUGAGGACACAUGAGAAACAUUGUGGGGAUAGGAAAUGGCAGUGUUCAUGUGGGACUACAUUUUCAAGAAAGGAUAAACUUAUGGGACAUGUUGCUUUGUUUGUUGGGCAUAAUCCUGUCAAUCCUCAAGGUGAAGGUGAUUGUAAUAUUGAUAAUCAGAGAACAAUGCAGAUUCAGUUUCAGGAUAGGGGUUAAAGUUGUGUUAGAUACAUUUUUCCAUAUCUUUUUAUUUGUUCAUUGUGAAAUACAGCAACUUUAUUGUGCGUUCUUGAUAUUCUUGUUAGCCAAAAUUAGUUAUACACUUCUACAUAUUACAACUUCUAGGACCUUUACUUAGAAAAGAAGUGAAACAGGCGCCAAUGUCGUUCCUAGCAUUGUAUGUGCCCUAGGCAAACUGAAAGAAAUAUGCCCUUUAUGUGGAUGGUCUAUUCUGAACUUAAAACGAGUGUUUGAAAAAAAAUAACAAAUUCAAAUACUAUUAUAGUUAAAAUUAAAAA